UCAAAGAUUUUUAAGGAGUCGUCUACGAUGUCAUCUUCAUCUCCAACCAAAUCCAACAAACCCCAAAUCACUUUUUCACGCAUAUUAAUUUUCUCAUGGCCGGCUCUUUUGUAGCCAGUGUUGUACCUUCGUACCAAGUGUUCCUCAAUUUCCGAGGAGAAGAACUUCGUCAUACCUUCAUCAGCCAUCUAGACAAGGCCUUGAGGGAGAAAAAUAUCAAUGUCUUCAUAGAUGAAAAUGCGGCAAAAGGCGAGAAACUAAAUACCCUUCUCGAGAAAAUCGAAGAGUCAAAAAUCGCACUGGCUAUUUUCUCCCAUCGGUACACAGAGUCCAUUUGGUGCUUGAACGAGCUAGUUAAGAUAAAAGAAUGCAUGGACGAAGGCAAUCUCGUGACCAUUCCCAUCUUCUACAAGUUGAGUCCAGAUAUCGUUAAACAUCAAAAAGGAGCGUUCGGUGAUGCGUUAAGAGAGAAUGCUGGUGAAGACUCUGAUGACCGAAUGAAGAAAUGGAAGGAGGCUCUAAAAUCUGUUUCUGAGCUGAUAGGCUUGACGUUUGACGGGAAUAGAAACGAGAACAUGUUCAUUGAUGAUAUAGUCGAAGGGGUUUUAAAAGCUCUAAGAAAAGUAUCACCAGACAAAAGCACCAGGAGAUCCUCGUAUCACUCACAGAACACUGAAGAUCACUCUAGAGACGCAGAGACAGAAAAAUACGGACUCAAACAACGCCUCAACGAAUUGGAAGACAAGGUCAACAUUGAGAAAGAGGAGACUCGUAUUAUCGGAAUUGUUGGGAUGCACGGCAUUGGCAAAACGACACUGGUGAAGGAGUUCUACAAGAAGUGGAAACGCAGGUUCCUGAGUCGUGGCUUGCUCCAAGAUAUAAGUGAUAUUGUCAAGUUCGAUGCAUCAGGCCUGAACUGCAACCUGCCGGGGAUGCUCUUGAAGAAGUUGCUAAAAUAUCACGACAUAGACGAAGAAGAGAGAUACGAGCUUUACAAGGAGGAGCUAGUUAAACGUAAAGUUUUUAUUGUUCUUGAUGGGGUGAAUAGCAAGAGGCAGAUAGAAGUUCUUCUCGAGGGUCACCAUGAAUGGAUUUUGAAAGGCAGCAAGAUUUUAAUUGCAACAAGCGACCAGUCAUUGCUACACGAUCUGGUUGAUGAUAUUUAUGUAGUCCCCCAGUUGGACUACAGAGAGGGGUUAAACCACUUUCAUCAUUAUGCCUUUGAUCAUGACAAAGAUGAUAAGGAAACUUUCAUGAAGCUGUCUGAAGAGUUUGUGCAUUACGUGAGGGGCCACCCACUAACUCUCGAGCUAUUGGGUCAAGAGCUUCGUGGGGAACCCCUGGACUACUGGGAAGAAAAACUGAAGUCACUUGCACAGAGUACCAGCCAAAGCAUUCGUGACCGUGUCUUGCAAGUAAGUUACGACGAGCUGAGUCAAGAGCAGAAGGAUGCAUUUCUAGACAUAGCUUGUUUCAGAUCCCACGAUUUGUCCUAUGUAAAAAGCGUACUGGAUUCUUCAUCUGGUUCCCAAGAGACUAAUAUAAUCAAGGCUCUCGCGGAUAAGUUCUUGAUAAAUAUCUCUGACAGCAGCCGAGUAGAGAUGCAUGAUCUUCUUUAUACUUUCGCCACAGAGACCGACUCGAAAGCUGGCGUAAAAGGGCGACAUCAACGCGACAUAACGAAAGUGCUGCAGAACCAGAAAGGACCCAGUGGCAAUAAUGUCAAAGCCAAAGGUAUUUUUCUUGACUUAUUUCACAUGAACAAGGAAAGGGCCUUAUGCAAGGAGCACUUCAAGAAGAUGCGUGAUCUCAGAUACCUCAAACUCUACAGUUCUCACUGUCCUCAAGAAUGUAAUCCUGACCACAAGAUAUACCUCCCAGAUAAACUUGAUUUCCCAUUGGAAGAGGUUCGAUGUUUACAUUGGCUAAAGUAUCCUUUACAGGAACUUCCACAUAAUUUCAACCCUAAAAAUCUAGUCGACCUUAAGCUGCCUUACAGCAAAGUUGAACACAUUUGGGAUCAUAAGGAUGCACCGAAACUAAAGUGGGUUGAUCUUAAUCACUCAAGCAAGUUGAAGACCUUGUCAGGGCUAUCAAAAGCUCAAAAACUACAAAGACUGAACCUUGAAGGCUGCACGGCGCUGGAAACAGUGGAUCCUGAAUUACAAAGCAUGAAAAGUCUUGUCCUCCUGAAUCUGAAAGGCUGCACGGCCCUCGAGUCUUUUCUUGAUACCAAAUGUGUGCCACUAAAGACACUCAUCCUCAGCAACUGCUCAAAACUCAAGAAUUUUCUUGUGGUUUCAGAAACACUAGAAGCUCUAUACUUGGAUGGCACUGCAAUAACUGAACUUCCUACGACCAUGGUGAGGCUCGUCAUAUUAAGCGUGAAAGACUGCAAGAUGCUGGAGAAACUUCCCCAAGGAUUUGACAAGCUCAAAGACCUGCAAGAACUAGUAUGCUCUGGCUGUUCAAUCCUCAGUAUUCUCCCUGAUGAGAUGGAGAACAUGAAUUUCUUGCAGAUUUUACUGCUUGAUGGGACAUCAGUAACAAAGAUUCCUACCAUAUCCUCACUUGAGCGUUUAUCACUGUCCGGAAAUGGCAAAAUCAUCUGCCUUCCGGAGAACAUCAGCCAGCUAACGAAACUGAAAUGGCUGGACUUGAAGUACUGUACAAAACUUUUAUCUAUCCCAGAGCUUCCACCAAACCUUCAGUACUUAGAUGCUCACGGGUGCGAGUCGCUAAGAACAGUUGCAAAUCCACUUGCUACUCGUUUGCGAACGGAGCAGAUUCAUUCCACAUUCAUCUUCACCAACUGCCGCAGAUUGGACCGGACUGCAAAGGAGGAGAUCACAUCCUACGCUCAAAGGAAAUGCCAAUUGCUAUCAGAUGCACUAAAACGCUGCAGUGAGGGUUUUGUUCCAGAGGCUUUGUUCAGCACUUGCUUUCCCGGUUGUGAAGUACCUUCAUGGUUUUGCCAUGAAUCAGUUGGAUCUGUGUUAAAGGCUGAACUUUCCCCACAUUGGAACGAAAAUAGGUUUGUUGGGAUAGCUUUAUGUGCAGUCCUAUCAUUUCCAAACAGCCAAGAACGCAUCAACUCUUUCUCGGUUACAUGCAAGUUCAACCUAAAAUUUAAAGAUGGGCCAGGGAUCUCGUUCGAGCGCCUGGUUGGAAGUUGGAACAGACAUGGCAAGAAAUCAGAUAAGAUGGCAUCGGACCAUGUCUUUAUUUGCUAUAUCAGAUGCUCGAACAACAUCAAAUGUCUUGAAGAGCAGCAGGGGUUGGGUGCAUGUACUCCAACUACAGCUUCCCUUGAAUUUGGUGUCACAGAUGAGGAAGCUAGACUAGAGGUGCUCAAGUGUGGCUUAAGAUUGGUUUAUGCAUCUGAUGCAAACAAUGACGCAAGUUCAACCCAAAUAAGGAAUGGCGGUUUCACGACUGGAUCAAAUGGCAUCCAAAACUAAUCAAGUAUAGCUCUUCAUCUUCCGAUACAACUAGCCGUGUCGUGUCUUCAAGUAUCUGCUUCAGCCCAAAACAAUUUUCCUCAAGACGCAAGGCUCGCUUUAUCGAAGAACCCUUUGUGUAUGUCUCCGGUCAACAUAUGUAAUUCUCUAUGUAUCUUCAGGUCAAAGGUAGGACUUUAGAUUUCAAGGAUGUUACCUUAGAGUUGAGAACUUUACUUCAUUGAACGAUUUGGGAUGGCGCAGACCGAUCAAGUUACAGAAGAGACGCUACGAGUGAGUGUUAUAGAGUUAGUACUUUUGCCCAUUUUACGUGAAAAUUCACUUCUGUUUUAACCGGUCUAGAGAGAUCCAAGCUCUCAUCCCUUGAAUUUGGUUAAGAGUUCUGUUCGGUUCGGCUAAGAAUUCGUUCAAUUUGGCAAAAAAAAAGAGUAAUA
Messenger RNA from Raphanus sativus (radish), 3895 nucleotides. RefSeq names its product probable disease resistance protein At4g19530. Gene Ontology annotation, molecular function: ADP binding. The transcript has 5 exons. Bases 96 to 3461 code for a protein of 1121 amino acids. Gene Ontology annotation, biological process: signal transduction; defense response. NCBI's taxonomy places the organism in Eukaryota, Viridiplantae, Streptophyta, Magnoliopsida, Brassicales, Brassicaceae. The record is from RefSeq and is a predicted model, not a curated record.